Messenger RNA from Arachis ipaensis, 1528 nucleotides. RefSeq names its product Chaperone DnaJ-domain superfamily protein (gene ARG1). The record is from RefSeq and is a predicted model, not a curated record. Lineage: Eukaryota; Viridiplantae; Streptophyta; Magnoliopsida; Fabales; Fabaceae.
GAUUUUUCGUCCAAUAAAAAUCUUAAAAUUUUGUCUAAGAAAUUAAAACUGCUUACAGAAAGCUAGCUCUCAAGUAUCACCCUGACAAGAAUGCCAGCAAUCCUGAAGCGUCAGAACUAUUUAAAGAGGUUGCUUAUUCUUAUAGUAUCUUGUCCGACCCGGAGAAGAGAAGGCAGUAUGAUAGUGCAGGAUUUGAGGCACUUGAUGCUGAUAGCAUGGACAUGGAAAUUGACUUGUCUAAUCUAGGGACAGUCAACACAAUGUUUGCAGCUUUAUUCAGCAAGCUGGGUGUCCCUAUCAAGACAACCAUUUCAGCUAAUGUUCUUGAGGAAGCUCUGAAUGGGACAGUUACAGUCAGACCGCUUCCUAUUGGAACAUCAGUGAGCGGAAAGGUAGAGAAGCAAUGUGCUCACUUUUUUGGUGUGACAAUAAAUGAGGAGCAAGCUGAGUCAGGGAUUGUAAUAAGAGUUACUUCAACUGCACAAAGCAAAUUCAAGUUACUUUACUUUGAACAAGAUGCAAAUGGUGGCUAUGGUUUAGCACUGCAGGAAGAUAGUGAGAAAACUGGCAAGGUGACAUCUGCCGGAAUGUAUUUCUUACAUUUUCAAGUGUACAGAAUGGAUUCAACCAUGAAUGCGUUAGCAAUGGCCAAGGAUCCUGAAGGGGCUUUCUUUAAAAGGUUGGAAGGUCUUCAACCUUGUGAAGUCUCGGAACUAAAGCCUGGCACCCAUAUAUUUGCUGUUUAUGGGGAUAACUUUUUUAAGACUGCUAGCUAUACAAUUGAGGCAGUAUGUGCAAAAUCAUAUGAAGAUACCACCCAGAAACUUAAGGACAUUGAGGCUCAGAUUUUAAGAAAGAGGAAUGAGCUACGCCAAUUUGAAGCAGAAUAUAGAAAGGCAUUGGCUCGCUACCAGGAAGUGACAGAGAGAUAUGCAAAAGAAAAACAAUCUGUAGAUGAGCUUCUGAAACAAAGAGACGGCAUCCAUUCAUCCUUCACGAUUGUCAAAUCAACCAAUGUUAGCGGGACUGCUAGUAAUUUAAGCAAUGGAAGCUCUAGCAAAGUUUCUGGUGAUGAAUCCAAAGGUGAUAGCCCCGGGGAAGAUGGAGGGUCGGAUGGGAAGGACAAAUCGGCCAAGAAGAAAUGGUUUAACCUGAAUCUUAAGGGCUCUGAUAAGCGGUUGAUUUAAAAUGAAGAUAGAUUGUGAUUAUCUCCAUCAAUCUCAGCUUGAGUGUCAAUGAUGGCAUGGCCACAAACACAGCAGCCUGCAGUGUAUCUUCUGGAAUAUUUUUGUUUUUCUUGGUUGGUGGUUUUUUAACCAGGUUUGUGAACUGGUUUUGUUAGCCGUUCGUUGGUAUUUAGUGCAUUCCAGGUUAUAUAUAUGUCUCUCUUUAAGUCUUAAUUGUUUCCAAUAUUUUUGUCAUCAGUGAGAUUCAUAUCAUCCAAUUCCCUUGUAGCUUCCUCAACACAAACAUAGUUUUGAUAUUGUAAUCAUAUAUUCAUUUUUGUAAAAGGUAUCACUUUCAUCCA